CCCCUUCCCGCCCCGCCCCGCGACGGCGCCUGCGCCUGCGCGACGUCGGACGGAGGGACGGAGGGACGGCCGGCCGCGCCAUGGCGGACGAAGAGCUCGAGGCGCUGAGGAAGCAGAGGCUCGCGGAGCUGCAGGCCAAGCACGGGGACCCUGGUGAUGCAGCCCAGCAGGAGACAAAGCAAAGGGAAACAGAAGUGAGAAACAGUAUCUUAGCCCAAGUUCUGGAUCAGUCAGCCCGGGCCAGGUUAAGUAACUUAGCGCUUGUAAAGCCUGAAAAAACUAAAGCGGUAGAGAACUACCUCAUACAGAUGGCACGGUAUGGACAACUGAGCGGGAAGGUGUCAGAACAAGGUUUAAUAGAAAUACUUGAGAAAGUCAGCCAACAGACAGAAAAGAAGACAACAGUUAAAUUCAACAGAAGAAAAGUAAUGGACUCGGAUGAAGAUGACGAUUACUAAGAGGACAUGCUUAGACAGCCUUACGGAGCAGUGUCUAGGGCAGUUACAACCUUUAAAUGUUUACUUUGUUUAUUAUCUCUAUAUGCCUUUUGAAAAAAUAAACUUGUUACUCAAACUAAAGCAGUUUGGGUGUUGCAGAAUCAUCAGGCAACUCACAAGAAGAUCUGUGUUUUGGGUAAUCGAUCCCUUCCUUCCAAAAGCUUUUAAAUGGCGGCAGUGCAAGUUUAUCCAUUGCAGCCAGGACAUUAACGUGAGGCGGAGAAUCGGAAGCUGUGCCAGCGUGCCUCAGCAGCGAGACAUACAUACAGCAAGGGAAAGAAAACCCCGGGCAACCGAAUCAGCUUUAAGAUCCGAGCACAUCCAGCGUUCUUCAGACAAAACUUGCAAAAACAAGGAAGGACAUGUCCUUUUCCUGCAGAUAGCAUUUCGAUUUCCUAGCUUUUGAUUUAAUUUACUUUUCAGAGGUGUUGAGUUUCCAUUAUCCAACAAAUACCACUCUGCUCCAAAACAACCAGAGUGUUACUUUUGCAGAGUAAGUAGGACACCCUGCGGUAACUAUUGAACAGUGGCGUGUUUACAAGGAGUAGGCUGGAGUGAUUGAUGGUUGAGUGCCGACAAGCACAGGACACAAGUCUCUUCUCAGCACCGCGUUGGGCAGCUCACGACAGCCUGUACCUCCAGCUCCAGGGGAUCAGACACCCGCCGGCCCCAGAAACCUACCAUGAAGCCCCUUAUAAGCACACGCACAUACCUGAUAAAAAUAAAUUCUAAAAAAAAAUUGCAAAUAACUGGAUCAUCAAUUUGUGUUCAGGAUUGCACCACCACAGUCGGAAUCUACUGAAGGGUUCUGUGGGUGGUUUCAUUGAGAGGGUUUUGUUGAAUAUAUAUUGGGUUUGCUGUUAUUGUUACGUCUAAAGCUGGUCUCAACUCUCCCUUUAGCCGAGGACUACCUCAGGCUCAUCAUCUUCCUGCUUCUGUAUUUCUGGUGCUGAGAUUACAUACGUGCACCGUCAUACCUGGUCUGUGUGGUUCUGGGACUUGAACGCAGAACUUCAUGAGUGCACAGCCUCAAAUUCCCACUUACACUUUAAAUUUGCUUUAUGGCUCCUGGAGUGCUAGAAAAAUCCCCGACAUGUCUCUGCAAAUUUUGUUACAUGUUUCAUUAAAGUUACCAGUCCUGAUGGCUAA
Messenger RNA from Mesocricetus auratus (golden hamster), 1646 nucleotides. It is a transcript of the gene Pdcd5, whose product is annotated as programmed cell death 5. The coding region runs from base 81 to 458 and encodes 125 amino acids. Lineage: Eukaryota; Metazoa; Chordata; Mammalia; Rodentia; Cricetidae. The transcript has 6 exons. Gene Ontology annotation, molecular function: DNA binding. Gene Ontology annotation, cellular component: nucleus; cytosol. The record is from RefSeq and is a predicted model, not a curated record.